AUGACCUCUCACAACGCCCACCUGUCCGCCAAACUCAGCGCCCCUAUGAAGAAAUCCGUCUUUGAGCGGCAAAAGGCAGAGGCGGAAGCCAAGAAAGCCCGCGAACAGGCAGAGACGGCGGCGGUGCUCGAGGAUUUCGUGAAGAGCUUUGACGAUGAUGAAGGCGAGCCCUCUGGCUUCCCGUCGAGGAGGCCCGGUCACGGAGGUGGAGGUGGAGGUGGUGGUGGAGGCGCGGCUCAUGGGCAUAACGCCAACUACGGUCCGGGACCGGGAAAGAGGCAUUUCACAAGCUCGGGACUGAAAAGCGGCCCAGGAAGUCUUGGGCCACCGCCAUCACUGUCGAGGAGCGGUCCAGGCAGCCUCGGGCCCGUCCCGGGUUAUGGCAAGAAGAGGCAUUUCGAUGACUACUCUGGAGGACGGGAUCGAGAUCGCGAGAGAGAGCGGAGAGAUAAGAUGUUUUCCUACGAGGAAGAGAGGAGCAGGAACGGUCGACAGGAUUCCGGCGCGUUUGGUCUGGACGAAGAGGCCAAAGAUGCGGAAGACCUGAUGGCGGCGGCAAAACCAACAUUACAUCUUUCCUCUCUUCCUCCUGGAACCUCACCUGCAGUCAUCAAAUCCCUUUUCGCACCAUCGCCGUUGACGGUCGACAACGUGCGCAUCCUCCCCGCCGCUCCAGGCCCAGGCAGCGAUCGAAGAUCCGUCUCGGCAAUCGUCACUCUUGCUGCUGAGACGCCGGCCACGGAUAUUGACACGACCGUCUCACAUCUGCAGAACAAAUAUCUCGGCUUUGGAUUUAACCUGUCUAUAUCCCGCCAUUUGUCUUCCGCGGCACUGACGGGAGCGGGCUCCCUAAGCAACAACAAGCCCUCGGCCAGCUUGAACAGUCUUCCAUUCGGCGCAAGGCCCAUUCCUCAGCAUACCUCACUCUCUAGAGCUCCCCCACCCGGGCAUCAUGGACCAGGCCGCUUUGCGCCGCCGCCAUCCUAUACAUCCUCGACUCCUUAUGGAGCCAGACCCGCCAACUUCCCUCCUACUCAGGUUACAGUUCAAGCACCCAAUGAUCUCAAGCAACUCCGACUUAUCCACAAAACUGUAGAGGCUUUGUUAACAUUCGGGCCUGAAUUCGAAGCGCUGCUGAUGUCGCGGCCGGAGAUCCAGCGAGACGAGCAAUGGGCUUGGCUAUGGGACUCUCGCUCCGCCGGCGGUGUCUACUAUCGCUGGCGACUAUGGGAAAUUCUCACGAAUUUCAAGGCUCGCAAAGGUCCCCAUGCAGGGCACUACGGUUCACGAGAGCAAGGCGACGUUCUUUUCGAAGGCCAGAGUGUGUGGGUCCCUCCCGACAAUGGCCUCAAGUUCGAGUACGUGACAAAGGUGGAAGACCUCGUCAGCGACGACGACUACAACUCGUCCGACGAAGAGGACAUGGACGAUGGAGGUGGUCUGGCGACACGCUACCGUGACCAUCAGAAAUUGGCGGCCACCACAGCGGACCCGGCACCUGGAAAGGACGGGAUGGGGUACCUGAAUCCUUUGGCUAAGACGAAACUCGUCCACCUGCUGAGUCGACUACCUGAGUCGAAUGCAAAAUUACGCAAAGGCGACGUGGCGCGAGUAACAGGCUUCGCGAUUGAACAUGCGGGCGCGGGUGCCGAGGAGGUCGCUGCUCUUCUCACGCGCAAUGUGAUAAAACCGUUCUGUUACCACGUAAAUAAGAAGAGCCAGUCUCCAAGCUCGGACGAGGAGAAGCCUGGGGAUGACGAAAUGGAGAACGACGGCGACGACCCAAACAAACACAAGGACUCGCCCCAGGAUACCACGCCCGCGUCGCUCGUGGGACUCUAUGUCAUCAGUGACAUCCUUUCGUCCUCUGCUUCUGCCGGAGUUCGACAUGCAUGGCGGUAUCGCUCACUCUUCGAAACUCAGCUGCGGGUGCAGAACGUGUUUCCGAUCCUUGGCCGCGCCGCGCGGGACCUCAACUGGGGAAAGCUGAAAGCCGAAAAAUGGCGGCGCAGUAUCCAGAGCGUUCUGGGCCUGUGGGAGGGAUGGUGCGUGUUUCCAGGGCAGACCCAUGAGGCGUUCGUUGAAGGGUUUCUCAACCCGCCUCUGACCGAGAGGGAGCUCAAAGAGAAAGAGAAGAGAGAGGCAGAAGAGAAGAUGGAGAGAAUGCGCGAAAGGGAGAAGGAGAAGGCCGCUAGUCGUUGGAGGAGUGUUGAGGCCGAUCAGGCGGAAGCCCCGACGGCUGCUGGCGAACCCAUCAAUCGUACACCUUUGCUGAAGCAUGGGAAGUCCAAAGACGAGGACGGCGAUGUGAACAUGGACAUGGAUGGAACGCCCAUGACCGACGAAGAUGAAGACGACAACCUCACCGAUGCCAAUCUUGACGGGGUGCCCAUGGACGACAGUAGCGACGAAGAAGCAGCCACGCAACAAACCGGUACUGGGGGAUAUCAACACCUGGUGCUAGAGGCAUCCGAACAACCGUCUACAGAACCCGGCUUGCGCGAUGAUCCCACCGAGGCGUCAGAAGAGGUGGUGCCCUCCCAGGCCACAGCAGAGAGCACGCCGUCUUCACUGCAUGCAUCCAAGACGCAACCGCCUCCUACAGCUGCAACUGUAGGUCAAGGCCGCAAAUCCCGUCUCAGGGCUGUAGAUUUUGAUGAUAUGUUCGAGUAA
This is a messenger RNA of Capronia coronata CBS 617.96, 2673 nucleotides long. RefSeq lists its product as uncharacterized. Gene Ontology annotation, cellular component: nucleus. Gene Ontology annotation, biological process: RNA processing. The record is from RefSeq and is a predicted model, not a curated record. The transcript has a single exon. Gene Ontology annotation, molecular function: RNA binding. NCBI's taxonomy places the organism in Eukaryota, Fungi, Ascomycota, Eurotiomycetes, Chaetothyriales, Herpotrichiellaceae. Bases 1 to 2673 code for a protein of 890 amino acids.